Molecule: messenger RNA, 1898 nt
Organism: Acanthopagrus latus (yellowfin seabream)
Lineage: Eukaryota; Metazoa; Chordata; Actinopteri; Spariformes; Sparidae
Product: follistatin-related protein 1-like
Exons: 12
Coding region: 444-1358 (304 amino acids)
Biological process (GO): cell differentiation; regulation of BMP signaling pathway; multicellular organism development
Molecular function (GO): calcium ion binding; protein binding
Source: RefSeq, a predicted model, not a curated record
UUGGGGUGACCUGAAAGAUGGUGGAUAGGAAUGACUUUCAGUUCAAGCGAGGAGUGAGUAAAUGUCAAAUAAGACACAUGAAAAGUACUGAAAGUCAUCCACCGUGCUCAGUAACAACAACAUCUCACCUCGUCUUGAAGCAGUUGGGCUGUGAGAGAGACUCUGGGAGUGAGACUGAAACAGGAUCCCACAUGAGUCCUCUUACGUGACUUCCGCGGAAGCAGACAUAAGUGAAAACAGGAGAUUAACACGACGCAUCAAACAAAAGCAGAAGGUGAAACAAGUCUUCAUGAGUGGGAGACGCGGUCAACACAAGUUUAAUAUUCUUCAGCGAGAACUGGAGACGUACAGAGGAUUGAGGAAGACUCCAUACAGGAAGUACUGGAGGCACAGAAACACCACCUGUGUGGACGUCAGAUCUCAGUCAGCUGCUGUCAUUUACUAUGUUGACCGUCUCAUUGCUCCUGCUGCCGUUGCUCCUCUCCUCUCCUCCGGUCUCCUCCUCUCCUCUGGCCCAGGAUGAGUCGGUGUGCGCCAGGACUCAGUGUGGAGCAGGCCGAGAGUGUGUAUCCAAUGACAGAGGAGAACCAGUCUGUCGCUGUCUUCAGCGGUGUGAUGACGUGGAGCACUGGGUUUGUGGCAGCAACGGCAAAUCCUACAGAAACCACUGUGAGCUGCACCGAGACGCCUGCGUCACACACACCAAGAUACAUGCAGAGCACAGAGGACGCUGUCAGGAGAAUCCAACAAAGACGGACGUGAGCCCCAUCGUGUGCUUCCUGUCUGACCGUGAUUGGCUGAGAGAGAGAGUGAUCCAGUGGGUUCAGGAGGAGGUCGGAUCCGACGACCUGACCUCCAACGUGUCGUCAACUAAUGAGAUUCUGCAAACGUACUUUAAGAUGUACGACGACGGGGAUUCAGAGCUCGACUCCAAAGAGUUCCUGAACUUCCUGAAACAUAAUGAAACAGCCCUCAACCUCACGUACUCCGACACUCUGGAGAUGAACCUGCUGCUGAGGUCUCUGUGUGUUGAUGCUCUGAUCGAGCUGUCGGAUGAAAACGCAGACUGGAAGCUGAGUUUAACUGAGUUCGUCAACUGCAUGACACCCACCUACCAUCCAUACGAGAGAAAGUGUGCUCUGGAGGACGAGGUGUUCGAGGACGGAGCUGAAACUCAGAUGGAGUGUAACAAGUGUGUGUGUGCCUGCGGAAACUGGGUCUGCACCGCUCUCACCUGCACAGGAGAGCACCAGGUGAAGGAGGAUGUUGAGGAAGGAGCAGAAGAGGAAGAAAUGACGGAAGAGGAGUGGAGCAGGAGAGUGGCUGAACUCAACGCUGUACAGGAGGAGAGUCACUAAAAUACUUUGAAACGAGAAUGUCACCAUGGAGACGUGAGGUCACACCCACUGCUCCCUCACCAGCCAAUCAGCAGCUGAGUUUUCCUGAACUACGGUUAACAGGAGCAUCUCAUUACAAACCCAUAAAGUUUUCAUACAGAGAAUAUUUUCCUUCUUGACAGGGUUAACAUAAGUAUAAAACUGUUUUUCUGCAGAAAUUGCUUUUUUUUACAGUAUAUUUUUAUAUAUCCGUACACAACAUAUUCAACAAUAACAUUGUUUGGCGCCUCAGUUUUUUAAUGGUCAACGUUUACGUGUGAUUCUGUCGUUUUUUAAAUUAUUAUUUAAGAAAAAGAUAUUUAAUUUUAAGUCACUGUAAGAAAAUUUGGAAUACUGAUCACGGAUUAAGUUUGUCAAUGUUAUUUUUAGAAGCUGGUGAGACACUCAUGGUGUUGAUUAAGAUUCAGAAUUAAUAAUUUAAUUGUUAAUGAAUUAUUAUAUUUUGUUGUGAAGUUCUGAAGUUGAUGCUGAUUUUUUUUUCUUUACACACGUUGCUCAAAG